UUGUUCCUCAGAGAGAGAUGAAAAAAUAGCAAUAGAGUGUGAAAAUUCGUGAUUUAUCUCUCUAUUUCUUGCCAAUGUGAUACUCUUGCCCGCCGUUGACAAAUUCAGUCCAAAAGUCCAAAGGAAAUUGUCCAACUCAGCACCGAUAGAGCGAAGAUAUGGCCGAUAAACUGUGUGACAUCAGUCCAGAAGUCAGGGAGGAACUGAAAAAAUUCAGAUUCCGCAAGAGUACAACGAAUUCAGCGCUGAUCCUGAAAAUUGAUCGAGAGAAGCAAUUGGUGAUCCUUGAGGAUCAACUGGAUGAUGUAUCAGUGGAGGAUCUUCAGGAGCAACUGCCUGGUCAUCAGCCACGCUAUGUAAUCUACAGUUACCGAAUGGAGCACGAAGACAAGAGGAUUUCCUUCCCAAUGUGCUUCAUUUUCUAUACACCACGGGACAGCCAAAUGGAACUCCAGAUGCUGUACGCUGGCACCAAGGUGGCCCUCCAGCGUGAAGCUGAUCUCACAAGAGUGUAUGAGGUGAGGGAAUUGGAUGAUUUCACGGAUGAAUGGCUGAGAGAGAAGCUAAAGUGAAUUGAGAGAGCUCA
Messenger RNA from Phlebotomus papatasi, 586 nucleotides. RefSeq names its product glia maturation factor gamma (gene GMF). NCBI's taxonomy places the organism in Eukaryota, Metazoa, Arthropoda, Insecta, Diptera, Psychodidae. Gene Ontology annotation, cellular component: actin cortical patch. Gene Ontology annotation, molecular function: Arp2/3 complex binding; actin binding. The transcript is spliced from 2 exons. Gene Ontology annotation, biological process: actin filament debranching; negative regulation of Arp2/3 complex-mediated actin nucleation. The coding region runs from base 159 to 572 and encodes 137 amino acids. The record is from RefSeq and is a predicted model, not a curated record.